This is a messenger RNA of Parastagonospora nodorum SN15, 2016 nucleotides long. RefSeq lists its product as hypothetical. Bases 1 to 2016 code for a protein of 671 amino acids. NCBI's taxonomy places the organism in Eukaryota, Fungi, Ascomycota, Dothideomycetes, Pleosporales, Phaeosphaeriaceae. The transcript has 4 exons. The record is from RefSeq and is a predicted model, not a curated record.
AUGGGCACUCAAGGACUAGUCUUCAAAGACAUGGGACAGGAUCCUCUGGACCUACUUCCCGUACCGGAGACAAAUCCGACUGCUCACGAAGGCACGACAACUACGCUACUCGAUGCGCCUACGGAAAGCCAUGCGUUAGCUUUGGAAGCAGCAAAGGCAGCUGAUCCGACCGAGGCGGGAGUUGCACAAAUUCCGCACGAUGAAGAAGUCGUAGAUCUUGGUUGGAACGAACCAAAGGAACAUGUCGCCAGGCCUCUUGUUGGCGGUCUGUCAAACGAGGAUCUAUGGCUACUCGUUCGUCGGUUCAACAAGGAAAUUACCACAGCUGCCCCCGGAGGCUUGGACUUGAACAUCGCAGACGAGGAGGAAUUCUCACCUGACAAGCUACGUGCCAAUAUCGAGCGCCUUUACAUGACUAUUGGAAUAGGCAUGAUGUCGUUCGGCAAACACAUUGUUCGAUUACGAUCGUGGCGAGAGACUCGCAGAACCGCAUGGUUCUGCACUGCCUAUUUUCUUGCCUGGAUUCUGAAUCUGAUCAUGCCUCUGAUUUCCAUCACUUUGAUCACACUCAUCGUCUACCCACCAGCACGCGAAAUCAUGUUCCCACCUGCUCCUCUCGCUCUCGUCAGCUCUAAGGGAGGUGUACAGAAGCCCAGGGCAGGAGUGCUUGGAAGCACCGACAGUGCCACUGGUGCUGCUGAGAAUCACAAAGGAGAAGCCGUUGAGCAAGAAGCGUCGAACUUCGUCAAUGGUAUUGCUUCGGUGGCCCUGUCAAGUGCUACAGGCAAGCAUCCACAGGGCGAACCGCCGGAAGGUGACGCACAUGAAAAACUUGUUCCAGACCCCACGCGAAUAGCCAUUGGUGCAGCAGAUGCGAAGGACAUCACCGCGGGUGUGGUACCGUCUAAGCAUCACGACAAGACCAAGGUUCCCAUGGAGACUGCAAUGUGGACGAAGAUGCGCCCUGUUAUGCAUGGGCUCGCAGACGUAACAGAUACUUGGGAACGCUUCGCCAAGUAUCACUAUCGUCUCGCGGCCGUUGUCGCCCCACUCUUACUAAUAUCACUCUUCAUUACCUCCUCCAUGUUCAUGAAGGGCCUUACUUUCGGGGUUGGCUUUGGAUUCUUCGGUGAUCCGAUCAUCACACGCGGUAUUGACCUCUUGAACCGUAAGGUUCCCAACUGGCAGAAGCUUCUUGAGCUCCGCAACACGCUACUGAAAGGAGUGCCAACCAACGCUCAACUCGCCAUCACCCUACUACGAGUCGGCGAGGCUAACAAGGCUCCUUUACCGCCACCACCACAUGUUGAUCACCCACCAGAGGACAAGCCCGUGGAUGUAAACGACCAAGAGCUGCGCGCUACGGGUGCUGAUUGGCCCCUAAAUGCUACUCAAGAAGAGCUCGAUGAAGCCAUGGCGCAUGAUCCCCUCACCGCGCACGAAACAGGAGGCGAAGACAUUGACAACGCCAAGGACUCGAACCGCGGCGGCAAGAAGAGCAAUAAGAUCGUCAACUUCUUCCGUGGAACAACCAAGGGAGGCGUCAAGACAGCAAUUGGUGCAGACAAGGUCAAGGCCGCCGUGGGCUCUCAACACGCAAAGAACCGCCUGGGCGCCGUGCCGCAUAAAGGUGCCGACAUGACCUCAGGCCCUAUCGAAUUCAAAUCCAGACACGAUGGCAAGAAGGGUCAUUUGUACAUUACUACCAAGGCCACGAUUCCGUGCAUCGCCUUCUCGACCGACAACACCAUUGAAAGGAUCGGCACUGCUGACCGUGAGGAUUUGCAUCCGCUUUGGUCUAUCCCUGUAGGCGACAUCAAGGAGAUGCGAAAAGUGGGAGGGUAUGGAUGGAAAGCCAAAUUAGUCGUGGGUUGGGCAAUGGGACGUGAAGUCGCGGACGGCAUUGUAAUCACAGACCGCAAGGGUGUCGACACGAGAUUGACAGCCAUGCCGUUGCGGGACGAGCUUUUUAAUCGUCUUAUUGCCAUGGGUGGCCAGAAGUGGGAGUGUUGGUAA